GCGCCGUCAUUCGAAGUUUACCUCUCGCGGUGGAAGGUUAGCGCUUUUGUUUACGUUAUCGCGCUGUAUGUUCGGACAAAACACACACAAAAAUACUUGCAAAAGGAGCACUUUUUCCUCAGAAAGGAAAUUCGGUCGAUUGAUAUUAGUCUACGUCGGUGUCGUCGUUGUCGGCGUCGUUGCUGUUUUUUUUUUCAAUCGUGAAAAGUUUUCCUUUAGUGACGCAAAACGUAGCUUUUGUUCAUAGUUUGUUUUCGUGCUGGUCCAAAAUUGAUGAAAAUCGAAAAGUGCGUUGCUACUCUUGCCUUUGCUGCAAUCAGUGAUAAAGUGGAAAAAUACGUGUUUCUAAGCGAGCGCUGACACACUCAGAGUGCACAUAUUACGAGCAAAGAAAGGAAUAUGUAAAUUUAAUCAAUUUGCACAGUGCCACAAGUGCACAUAUAUGAAAGAGUUCGUUUUUAUUGAUCGAAAGUAAGCCGGAGUCCGGAUUUGUGUGCUGUUUUUUUUGCUGUUGCUGCUGAAGGAAUCGCCAAUUCCACAUUUCAAACAGUAUCGUGAUUCAUUUGGAGUCGAAGCACUCAUUCAGCACAAACGAGGACCACAGGCUGGGAUAACCGUUACUGUGACGCAUAGCUCGGGCCGAAUGGAAGCAUGGAUAACGAGCAGCCACACCAGGAAUUGGUAAAAUGUGUCCUCGUAGGCGACACUGCUGUCGGCAAAACACGUCUGAUCUGUGCACGGGCCUGCAAUAAGCAUGUAUCACUUUCGCAGUUACUCAACACGCAUGUGCCAACCGUGUGGGCCAUUGACCAAUAUCGGAUAUAUAAGGAUGUGCUGGAGCGUUCAUGGGAAAUUGUAGACGGCGUCAACGUCUCGCUGAGGCUAUGGGACACUUUCGGUGACCACGAUAAGGACCGGCGGUUCGCCUAUGGAAGAUCUGAUGUGGUGCUGUUAUGCUUUUCUAUAGCUAAUCCGGUAUCAUUACGUCAUUGUCGAGCCAAGUGGUAUCCGGAGAUACGCAAAUUCUGUCCAGAUACGCCAGUGAUUCUAGUUGGAUGCAAGAAUGAUCUGCGGUAUAUGUACCGUGACGAGACCUAUCUGUCCUACUUUGGGGAUCGAAGCCCGUUUGUCCGAGCAGCACGUAAAAGUGAUCUCGUAAUGCCAGAUGAAGCUCGGGCAGUUGCCAAAGAACUUGGUGUCGCGUACUACGAAACGAGUGUGUUUACCUACUUUGGUGUGAAUGAAGUAUUUGAAAAUGCAAUCCGAGCCGCCCUGAUAGCGCGCCGUGAGCAUCGAUUCUGGAUGACUAAUUUGAAACGGGUGCAGCGACCUUUGUUACAAGCUCCUUUCCGACCGCCAAAACCUCCACCACCGGAAGUAACGGUGAUAACCGGUAGUCACACUAAAGAUAUGCUAAACAUGUUCAAUUCACAGUGCUACACAGAUUUAGUAUUAAUUGUCGGUACUAUUCGUUUUUCCGUACAUAGAUUUAUGUUAGCUAGUAGUUCUAAUGCAUUUCAUAGGUUACUAACGAUGGACAUCUCUGACUUGGGAGCCCGAAGCAGCAGUGAGUCCAGUAUGGUCAGUUCCACAUUUGGCGAAUCGACUACGGCCGACUUCAACGAGGACACCGAGUGUCUGAUUCGAGCCGACCAGAAUGCCCGAAAUCCCAACAGGAUGUGGGAGCAGCUGAAGCGGCGAUCUAGCUAUCAAGCGCUGCCAACGGUAGAACCGAAAAAGGAUCUUUACCGAGAGUUGCACCAUCCAGUUUUUCAAAGUAUUAGGAUAUUCCAGAUCGAAAACGGGAAACACAGCUAUACUCAAACACAAACCAUAGUAUCUGUGAGUAAGCUUAUCACUCCUCAAGCGAUGCAGCAGUGCUUGAAAUUUAUUUACACUGGAGCCAUCGAUCGGGAGUGUCUCGAUUUGCAAACGGCUACAAUAGGAUUGAUACUGGAAAUACGGCAAGCGGCGGAGUUUUUGGAACUGCCUCAACUGAUGGUACUUUUAUCGAACACGCAAGCGAACCAGAGUUUUAUGAACGAUGAAACUUUGCAGCACUAUUCUACGUGUAUGAAACAAAAUUUAGAGAAAUAUUGUGUUCAGAAUGGGAUCUUCGGAGACAUAACGUUCGAGCUGGACGACGGACACAUGAAGGCUCACCGUGCAAUGUUGGUAGCACGGUGCGAUGUCAUGAAGGCUAUGUUGAACGGUGACUUCCGUGAAGCCCAUGCCAAUUUGAUUGUACUUCCAGGCGUAACCGAAUACACAUUCCACAAAUUGUUGUGUUAUCUUUACACGGAUGAAGUACCGCCUAUUUCAGCGGACAAAUGCUUGAACCUUCUAGAACUAGCGAACAGGCUGUGCUUACCACGAUUGCUGAAUCUGGUCGAAUGUCGUGUAAUAGAAGACCUCACGAGGAUGUCGCAAAACGAAACCAGCGAAGCAGUUGAGCAUUGUCUUAGGUUACUAGAGCCGGUCAAACUCCAUAAUGCACAUCAAUUAGCCGAAUGGUGCAUGUCGUAUCUCUGUGUGAAUUAUAACAGCAUUUGCAAACUGUCUCCACGGAGUCUAAAGAGCUUACAUCCGGAUAACCAAGACUACCUUCGAGAGCACCGAUGGCCUCCGGUGUGGUAUUUGAAAGACUAUGAUUACUAUCAGCGUUGUAUGAAUGAGCUCAAUCGUGAACUGAAUAAUGGGAAGAAAGACUGUACGGCAGAUGACAAAGGCUGUCUAUGCUUUUCCGGAGUGUUUUUCUGGCUACUAGGUAAAUCGAAACGCUCGGCAGCGGCAGCCAAGUCGACACUGCAGACCGCAAUCACCGCCAGUUCAGAUCACCAGGACGUGGUCAGCACCAGUCUGUUCCAGUCAAACGCCAACUCAGUGAAUCAGCUUGACCCGGAGCAUGACGGCGCGGAUCUCUGACAUUUGGCUGAUGGACCGUGGAGAUCGCUCCGCUUCAUCGUAAUUCUGCCAGUGUUAAUCUGCUUCAUCUGCACUAUCCUGAGCAUCCUGAUAAUAUUUCAAAUAUACACCUAAUAUUUGCUAUCGCGGUAGCCACCGCUGGAUGGCUAUUGAUAAACUUCUGGAUUUUGAACUCUAUGCAACCUUACGUCUAUAGAAUAAGGAUACUCGGACAUUUUUGCGUACCGUACUCUACUAGCAAUUGAAGCACACAAAUGCGUAUUUUAAAAUCCUCACUCUGCCAGUUAACGGAAAAAGAACAAAAAAACCCAAGCGGAUAAUGAUAACUAUAAACGCCAACAGUAAAUGGUAGGCAAUUCCGGCCAACGAUGUAAUGAAUGGAAAAAGAAAUCAGCUAAACAAAAAAAAAAAAAGGAUACGUUCUCGCAGGUAACGUCAAAUUUGCUUGUAACUAUAUAACCGAACCAUUUAGUAUACUAUACAUAUACUAAGGAAAUCUGAUGGCAGAUCUUCGAUUAGCUUGUAACAAACAGCGACACUGCUGAAUUCCAGUUUUUCGUGCAAAGAUUACAACAUAUGGAUCUCGAAUCUAAAAAAGCGUAUCCUAUCGAAUUCAUUCAACGCUCGAUCGUAUAAUUGCAUACAUGUCUGUAGUGAUAUUUUACGCCAUACUUUAUGAAGCGAUAAAUCCAAUCAUUGUAUCUGUCUGUAAACCAAAUUGCUGAGAACGAGUGCGAUUCGUUACAAGUAUAAAAUAGUUGACGAAUGAAGUGCGAGCGAAUACUCCAGGGUCUUUUAAAAUGGAACACUAGCAUGAGGAGUUAGUAGAUAAAGUUUAAACAGCAAGUAAAAAAUAGACUGUAGACAUACAUAGUAGUAAAAACAUACAGGCUAAAAGCAGAUUUAAGCAAACACAAUCGUGACAGAAUUUUACUCUCGAAUUUUAGAGUGUUUUAUUUUCCGCACAUAGCUGGUCAGAUGAUGGUGAGAAGCAAAGAACGUGAAAAAGUAACAGGUUAUUGGCAAGUGCCGAACAAGGAUGUGUUGCAAAUUAUUCCCGUUUUAUGUAUGUCGCUGCCAAAUUAUUGUUUUCUUCACAAAAUGCAUGUGUGAUAGUUCAACGCAUAUUUUUACUGCGUUGGCAUAUGAGAUUAUUGGUGGCCCUAUGGUUUUUUUUUUCUUAUUUAAAGACGGAAAGGCAGAUUCGAAUCAAAAGUUGUUGGUUUCGCAUAAUUAGCGCGAUUGUGUCUGAGACAGUACUAAACGGUCAAACUGUAAAUGUGAAAAGUCUGUUAGCAUUUAUCAACAAAGCAUUAUAUUAUGUAACUACACAAGUAAAAAAGCUGCGUUUAGUAGUUUUAUACACCGAUUAUUCGAUAGCAGUUUCAUAGAAUGUUUCUGAUGCUAUUGUAGGUACAUCGUUUAUACUUAGAGUAGCAGCUCAGUUUCUUUUUAAUUUCAACAGCAUGGAAACAGUGAAAAUUACGUUGCGAUUUGAAACCUUUGAGAUAGAAAUUAUGUAUAUUUGUUUUGGUAUGUCUAAUGUAAUAUAGUUAACCUUUCGUCACACACGCCAAAGAAAAUAUAUUAUUUUCUUAUUUACAUACAACUAGCCGCAUUCGAAAGUUCAUUCGUAUUCACAGACAACAGAACGGCUGCGAGAGAAGCAGAAGAAAAGCUAAUCAAAGAUGGGUUUAGAAAUUAAUUUUAAUAAUUCAUUUAUUUUGAUUUCUUCUUCAACAUAAAGGCUAUGCAAUUAGAGUGAACAAACAAUUUGGCGAACUUUCGUUUUAAUCUCCAAGCAAAAAAAAACUAUGCUGUGCAAAAGUUACUACUUCCUAACAUUCGAUGAAAGAUUGAAAAAGACAAAACUAACUCAAGCCUAACAAGACCUUAAAAGAUACAGAAACUAUCACUGCGCUAUUUUCAGAUUUAUUCUAGUGGUAAACUAAAAGAACAUGGAAAAAAAUCGACAAAACAUUAUUUAGUAACACGCAACAUAGAGCAACAACAACAAACAGAAUCGAAAAUAGCUUAGCUACUUUUUUCGCAAAAAAUAAAAGAAAUCCUUUGGAAAUUA
Wyeomyia smithii (pitcher-plant mosquito) is the source of this 5005-nucleotide messenger RNA. RefSeq names its product rho-related BTB domain-containing protein 1 (gene RhoBTB). Gene Ontology annotation, molecular function: GTP binding; protein binding; GTPase activity. The coding region runs from base 652 to 2925 and encodes 757 amino acids. The transcript has 14 exons. Gene Ontology annotation, biological process: small GTPase-mediated signal transduction. NCBI's taxonomy places the organism in Eukaryota, Metazoa, Arthropoda, Insecta, Diptera, Culicidae. The record is from RefSeq and is a predicted model, not a curated record.